Messenger RNA from Podarcis raffonei (Aeolian wall lizard), 918 nucleotides. RefSeq names its product olfactory receptor 5A2-like. The transcript has a single exon. The record is from RefSeq and is a predicted model, not a curated record. Lineage: Eukaryota; Metazoa; Chordata; Lepidosauria; Squamata; Lacertidae. Bases 1 to 918 code for a protein of 305 amino acids. Gene Ontology annotation, molecular function: olfactory receptor activity; G protein-coupled receptor activity. Gene Ontology annotation, biological process: G protein-coupled receptor signaling pathway. Gene Ontology annotation, cellular component: membrane.
AUGGAAAACCAGACCAUUGUGGAUGAGUUUAUUCUUCUGGGGCUUUCUGAUGAUGCAACACUCCAAGUUUUCCUGUUUCUGAUUUUCUUGUCCAUCUACCUAAUAACCCUUGUAGGAAACAUGCUUAUCAUGCUGGUGAUAAGGGUUAACCCUCAGUUACAUACCCCGAUGUAUUUCUUUCUUACUAACUUAUCCUUCCUUGACAUCUGCUAUUCCUCAGUAACAGUUCCCAAGAUGCUUGAAAGCCUCCUAGCUAGUAAGAAGACAAUUUCUCUCAAUGGCUGCAUCACUCAGAUAUUUUGCUUCAUUUUCAUGGUUGGAACAGAGAUCUUCUUACUUUCAGCAAUGGCAUAUGACCGCUUUGCUGCCAUUUGCAACCCACUGAGAUACAGCACCAUUAUCAGCCACCGUGUAUGUGUCCAAAUGGUGGUAGCUGCAUGGAUAUCGGGCUUCUUGGAUUCCCUUGUUAAUACCCUCUUUUUAACUGGCUUGCACUUCUGCGGUCCCAGAAAUAUUAACCAUUUCAGCUGUGAGUUGCCUUUGCUGCUGCAGCUGUCUUGCAGUAGUACCUUUGCCAAUGAAAUGGUGAUUCUGACCUUCAGCAUGACAUUAGGGUUUGCCUCCCUCCUUCUAAUUGUAGCUUCCUAUAUGCGCAUUAUUAGCACCAUUCUCAAGAUACGUUCGGCGGAAGGAAGGCAGAAGGCAUUUUCUACUUGCGCUUCCCAUCUCACUGUGGUCCUCCUGUUUUGUGGGACAGCAUUCAUUAGGUACAUGAGACCUGCAUCUGGGUACUCAGAGACAUUAGACAAGCUGGUGUCCAUUCAAUACAGCAUCCUCACCCCCAUGUUAAACCCUAUCAUAUAUAGCCUAAAAAACAAAGACGUGAAGAUAGCUUUAAAUAAGCUCCUAAGAAAAUGA